AAGAGUCAUAUGACUACUCACAGGCAGCAUUUGUUAGGGAAGUGUUUUCAAACAUCGACAGAAGACAACGUGGAUAAGAGAAAAUGCCAUUGACGAAAGCGAUAAUUGUCCCAGGAAAUGGAGCUGGAGAUGUAGAGCGGUGCAAUUGGUAUGGCUGGGCCAAAAAACAGAUAAAUAAGAUUCCGGAUAUGACCUGCCUGUUGAGAAACAUGCCUGACCCAGUGACAGCCAGAGAGAGCAUAUGGCUGCCAUUCAUGCAGGAGGAGCUCCAAUGUGAUGAGGAGACUGUUAUCAUUGGCCACAGCUCUGGGGCAGCUGCAGCCAUGCGGUAUGCAGAAACACACAAAGUGUUUGGCCUCAUUCUGGUGGGUGCCUAUACUUCCGACCUGGGAGAUGAGAAUGAGAGAGAGAGUGGAUAUUUUAGCCGGCCAUGGGAGUGGGAGCAAAUGAGAAGAAAUGUUGGGCACAUUGUUCAGUUUGGCUCCACGGAUGACCCCUUCCUGCCUUGGAAGGAGCAGCAAGCUGUGGCCGAGGGCCUGGGCGCGGAGCUGCACAAGUACACAGAGCGAGGACACUUCCAGAACACACAAUUCCCUGAGCUCAUUGACGCAGUGCGAAAGCUGAGAACAGCUGCUUAAAAAGCAGCAGAGUUGUCCGCCAUUGGAAUAUGACAAGCAAUGAGGACAAUGGCCCAAUUACAAUUCUCUGUUCAGUUGCUCCCUUCACUGUGUCCCUCUGGGGAAUCCUCAUGUGGACCCUUAUGAUUAAGAUAUGCUGGAUAUUCCAAUUCAUCAAGUGUAGUUCACAAUGUCAUCAAUGUGCUUAUCUUUUGCGCCAUUACUUUGAGUGCUCUAUGGAAGACUCGCCAGUUUUGAUUCCCCUGGGUUUCUAUCAGUUUGUUGAUUCACACACAUGUGCACAUUUUACUGACAGCCGUGAGUUUCCAUCAAACUGGCUUCUUGCGAAUAAAAUACUGUGUGUAAUGACGUAGUGCAAGUAAAAAGAACUGUCAUAACCUUUUUAUAACUAAUAAAAAACAGAAGUUCUAUGUGUUUCCAUUCCUUAACUAUGUUGAUGGUUUUCAGCACAAAAAGUCUGCAACUAACAGCCCACUCUGGUCUUGGCGCUUGCGCUCGAACAGAAUAUACAUUAGAGUAAUCGCUUGCACAGGCUAACAUCGAACUCCGGUAUAAAAACACAUGCCAUUGAGACCCUUCAAUCCAACAUUGCCAAACAGGAAUAUAACUGAUUAGUGAUCUACUAGUGUACCCAAAUGAUCUACAUAAUACCACUCCUUUUCUUCAAUCAGAUUGAGAUCCACAUAAGGCCUUCAGAGUCAUGAAGGAACAUACCAGUCAGCCCUACUAGAUCUCUGGUAGCAUACUCCUCCACCCUUUUUCCAAUCACCCGGCCAAAACCCCUCUGUUGAGAUACUUCAUAUUCCCAACAAUCUUCCAAGAUUGCAAGUGUGGGUUUGUCUGAAGCACUACCCUUCAAUCUGUAAGCAAGGGCUUUGUAGCAACAUCAUAACGCUCAGUCUAUUUAAGAGUUGCCUCGGGUGAUCUGUUCUUGCAGACACACAUUUUGAUUGCAAACACAUUACACUAACAGCUUUAGUUUAUGAGAUAUUACAUUUGUCUGUGUUUGGCUGAGAGUUUCCGUUUAAGGGGGUGGAGACUUUGCUAAUAUCUUUUCUCAUACAUCUCCCCCCAGAAAAUAAUCAAGCAUCUGACAAUUACGCAAGAUUUUAGUUCUGGGUUAGAUUUAGCAGAUAAUUCAAGGUUUUACCUGCAAUUGUGAUUUAGUUUUACUUAAAUGCCCUAUAGUCACUAUAUAUAAGAGUGUCUGCUAAAUGACUGACUUGACCUUUGAAGCUAAAAAAGGUUCAGGUGGUAUCUCUUCCAUUUUGAAAUGCUCCUGUCUGAUGCUUAAACAGAACAGAACAUGACAAGUUUUGCUUCAUUGAUUGGGUUUCUGUAAUGUAAACCACCGUACGCAUCUGCAGAGAUCUGAGACCAAUCAGAUCUGUGCCAAUGCUGAAAUAUGGUUGAACAUACCAGGAAUCCCAUCAAUACGAUUUAGCACAACAUGACUGCAAUGUAGGCGGCUGUAUGACUGCUAUUGCUACAGGUAAUAUUCAGAUUGGCAGAAGGGGUAUAGAAAUGUCUCACACAAAAAGCUUUAGGCUAUUGCUAUGUUAUAUCAUGUGUGCUGUAGAAGUAAAACAAUUUCUAUGUUUAUUUCCAGAGCAAAGGGAAUGCUUUUGCAAAACUUGUCCAUCUUCAACACUUUCAUGCGUGCUAGAUGGAAAUGUAGUGGCAGGAUACAAUUGAGCUUGUUACAUUCCCAAGGAGAGGCGGCGUUCUCAGUCAGUCUUAAAGGAUUUAUUAAGCCGUGUAUAAAUAAAAGUAUCUUCAGAUGCCAUCAAAGAUUGCUAGAAGAAAAAUAUACAUGAAACACUUUCUCCACAGAGAAAAAAAAACUAAACAAGCCAAGACACCAGUCAAAGGUCCAGCCACUCUGCCAUAUACACACAGUUUGAGGGGGAUAUCUCGCCUCCUUCAUGACAGUCAUCAAACACCUAAGAGAAGAGAGACAGAAAAAAAUUAUGUAUACUCCUGGAAGAAUAGUGCAUCAUCAAACCUACAUGACUUACUUUCCCUUUUUCUAGCAUUUCCUGAUGGCUAUCUGGCUCAGAGUAUGUGAGCGGAGCUGGAGCAGAGCGUGGAGGGAGAUUCCCAAAGGCUGGUGCCUCGGCCUUCUCGCCCACUCCAAUAAUCGCUCACUUCACGAGCUCAGGGCAUGCCCAGUACACAUUCGUAGUCUACUUGUGCGCUCCUAUAGCCCCUUACUUUAGCUACUGUUUUGGAGUACGCUAAAUAUCUUCAUAAAAAAACGGAUAAAACACACAGGUGCUAAAUCAAGGUGACUUACAAAGAUGAGGACCAAGAGAGGGAGUGCGGUGAUGUAGUGUCCACAACUAAAUAAUAAUUGUGGAAUCUGAAAAGACACUCAUCCCAAAAGCACGACGAUAUACUUACUACGUGCACAUGCUAAAAGAAAGGAAGGAGGUGGGUAGAUAACUAAGUGUGUCAUUGUAGCAAAGUAUUUAUAAACAAAAAAUCAGAUCUCAAACUUUUCGUUCUAUUAUCUAUACAAUAGGACAUCAUUGAUUUUGACCCAUUAGGGCUGGCAUAUUCCCACGUUCAAGGAGCUUUUCGUUUUGAUUGGGUUAUUUUGCCUAAAAACCUUUAGGCCUACCUAU
Coregonus clupeaformis (lake whitefish) is the source of this 3265-nucleotide messenger RNA. Its product is annotated as serine hydrolase RBBP9-like. The record is from RefSeq and is a predicted model, not a curated record. The coding region runs from base 84 to 638 and encodes 184 amino acids. The transcript has 5 exons. Gene Ontology annotation, molecular function: hydrolase activity. Lineage: Eukaryota; Metazoa; Chordata; Actinopteri; Salmoniformes; Salmonidae.